This is a messenger RNA of Galendromus occidentalis (western predatory mite), 1415 nucleotides long. RefSeq names its product 26S proteasome regulatory subunit 6B. The transcript has 4 exons. The record is from RefSeq and is a predicted model, not a curated record. Gene Ontology annotation, molecular function: ATP binding; ATP hydrolysis activity. The coding region runs from base 101 to 1312 and encodes 403 amino acids. NCBI's taxonomy places the organism in Eukaryota, Metazoa, Arthropoda, Arachnida, Mesostigmata, Phytoseiidae.
GUGAACAUAAAUUCUGCAGAAUCACCGAGGCAUCUCAAAUAUAGGUGUCAGAGCAAUUUUUUCACUCAGUUCCGCAAAUUGAAUCUUGUGCCGAGUGGAAAUGACUGCAGAGCAGGUAGUUGCCGCGGUUGAUCCCGUGCAGUCAGCGAAUGACGAUGCCGAGCUCGAAGACAUUUACGUCAAGUACAUGAAAUUGAAGCGGCAGCUGGAGUUUCUGGAAGUUCAGGAAGAGUACAUCAAAGAUGAGCAGCGUAAUCUCAAGAAGGAAUAUCUUCACGCUCAGGAGGAGGUUAAACGCAUCCAGAGUGUGCCGCUGGUCAUCGGACAGUUCCUCGAGGCUGUGGAUCAGAACACCGGCAUCGUAGGCUCGACUACCGGCUCGAACUACUACGUCAGGAUCCUGAGCACGAUCGAUAGAGAGCUCCUGAAGCCGUCGGCAUCGGUGGCCUUACACAAGCACUCGAACGCUCUCGUGGACGUUCUCCCGCCGGAAGCCGACAGUUCGAUCUCGAUGCUGCGUCCCGAUGAGAAGCCUGAAGUUUCCUACGCGGACAUCGGAGGUCUUGACAUCCAGAAACAGGAGAUGCGGGAAGCCGUCGAGUUGCCUCUGACUCACUUCGAACUGUACAAGCAGAUCGGAAUCGAUCCUCCACGAGGCGUUCUCAUGUAUGGACCCCCCGGUUGCGGAAAAACUAUGUUGGCCAAGGCUGUAGCUCACCAUACGACGGCGAGUUUCAUUCGAGUCGUCGGUUCGGAAUUCGUGCAGAAGUAUCUCGGAGAAGGUCCUCGAAUGGUGAGAGACGUCUUCCGUCUCGCGCGGGAGAACUCACCGGCGAUCAUUUUCAUCGAUGAAAUCGAUGCCAUCGCCACGAAGAGAUUCGAUGCCCAGACCGGAGCCGACAGAGAAGUGCAGAGAAUUCUGCUCGAACUUCUAAACCAGAUGGACGGAUUCGACCAGACAACGAACGUCAAGGUGAUCAUGGCCACCAAUCGAGCUGACACUUUGGAUCCCGCCCUCUUGCGUCCAGGUCGUCUGGACAGAAAAAUUGAAUUCCCCAUGCCAGACCGCCGACAGAAGCGGCUCAUCUUCUCAACGAUCACAUCGAGAAUGAAUCUUUCGGAUGAGGUCGAUCUCGAGGACUACGUCGCGCGGCCCGACAGGAUCUCGGGAGCCGACAUCAAUGCUAUAUGUCAGGAGGGUGGUAUGCACGCUGUUCGUGAAAACCGCUACGUCGUUCUGCCGAAAGAUUUCGAGAAAGCCUACAAGAACAACACGAAGAAGGACGAGUGCGAACACGAGUUCUACAAAUAGAGGGCGGUGCUGAUCCUCAACAAAGAUGUCGAAGAUUUUAUUUCCCAACUGCUUCCAGAGGAGCAAGUUGGAAAGUAUAUAUAGAUAAACAACCAAUGGUCCA